UUUAUCAACAAUUUCGCGUCGUCUGCUCAUUUGUCUCAGUUUUGUUUUUUCACUUUGUUAGUUUUCCGGCUCGAAAUAACAAGUUUUUGGACUUGUCAACACGUAAUAACAAGCAUGGUUUCUUACAAAUGGGUUGCUAAGCGGCGAAACUAUAAGGAGGAGGAACUUGCGAAUCGAAGCUUAAGGACACCGAAUGACAGAUUACCCCACCCACUGCUAAGUUCCACUUAUAAAGAAAUCAAUCCUAAAACAAAACCUAUUUCUCCAAAGAAAAAAAUUUUGUUGGCCUACUCUGAUCCUUUGAGCCGGGCAUUGGAGGGCAGUGACCCUCUCAGCCAGUUUGUGUCCAAAGAUGAAGUCGAAGGGCCUGAACUUUACUCUCCAGCCUCUAACCAGAAAGACAGUGUAUCGCAAGAGUGGCUCAGGCACAGAACUUCCAUUUUAGGAAAGUUUACAACGUCAGAGAAAUUAUCCAUCACAUCUAGUUUUCUUCAAGGGGGAGAAAAAUUGGUCGUCAAACAGCAGAUCAAUGACAAAAUCAAGCACAGGCUACAACAGCUGGAUGAAUUUGAAGAGCAUGUGAGUGAACACAAGGGACUUUCCAGGGAUGACUAUGUCUCACGAAUUACACAAAUCAGUCAUGAACUCCACCAAGCAUGGGCUUUAGAUCAAAGAGUCAAAGCGCUGAAAAUUGUCAUUCAGUGCUCUAAACUUCUGCUUGAAACUCACCCCUUUGCCUUUUAUCCGAGCAAAUUCGCCCUCAUUACCGAUAUUUUGGAUAACUUUGGUCGAAUGGUGUUCGAAAGAAUUGCGGAAAAAGGAGAUAUCAGGCUGGUAGAUCACCAACUACCAAAGUAUUUUAAACCGGAGCACGUUUCUGAAGGAGCCCGUGAGACGUGUCGCAACUGGAUGUACAAAAUUGCAUCAGUUAGAGAACUGUUGCCGCGAAUCUAUGUCGAAAUGGCCGUCCUGAAAAGCUACUCAUUUUUGGAAAACACGGAUUUUUCCGCUAAUUUGAUCCGAUUGUCGAGGGCCAUUCGCGGUGUGGGAAAUCCAUUAGUUGCCGCCUACGCACGCGCGUACUUGAUGCGCAUUGGACUAGAACAAUUCACUCAAGACCGCUCAUUUGUAAUUGAAAACGUCCGAGAUUUGUUUCUCUCCUACAAUCAGCUAUACAGUAACAGUGUUCGAACCGAACUCACCGUUUUCCGAACCGAGUUGGCGGAUUAUUUGUCACUUUUUUCGCCUGCCUAUGACUGGAUUUUCCAGACUUUGGCCAACACCGGCCAGCACGACGGACUGGACGCAAUCUGGCGGCAGAGUUUCAAUCAACCUGAACCAGGAUUGCUAUGGCUAUCCCUUCUCAGUCAGUUCCCAUCCGAUUUUGUCUUACCCAGGUGCCUGGAACUGGCACUCCAUAUCACAACGACUCCCUCAACAGGGGUUUCUAGUCAACAACUGAUGGUAAUGAUGGGCCAAGUUCUCAGUAGCAAUCUGGCUUCUUCUUCGGAAUCCAAACCGGGGAAAAUGCUGAAUGUUAUCUGGCCCUAUUUGAGUCGGAAAGAGGACGCCGAGUCAUACCUUCAGUGUAUCGAAGCCUGGAUGCCUUACCUUCUUCGUCAUUGGAGGGUCAAGGAAGUUCAUGUCAUCAUUAACGAUAUCGUCCAUCAUUUCCGACCAAAGGCCCAAGCUCACCAUGUUUCUCAGUUGAAUAACAUAGUCCAUGCUUUGAUAAGGACGGACCAAAUUGAUUACCAAAGCUUAUUCACUACGGAUCCACUAAUGGGGCUGUUAGACGUCUACCCGGAGGGUCAAUCACGAGCAGAAGCGGCGAAAAUUUUACUUCAACAAUUCCUAAUCGAUUACGAUCGACCAUUAAGUCAUCCACUUAUGGUCGAUCACCUUUUAUCCAUCGCUCGCAUCCUCCAUGACACACUCAACGCCACCAGCGUCGAGGACGAAAAGCGACAGAUCAGCGAGCUAGCUAUCGCCCUUAUUGACCGCGUCGAUUUUGGCCGUGAUUUCCAGCAGAUGCUAUCGUUUUAUGGCGAUGCUCGAGCGGCGUUCACCAAUCUCGACCCAGUGUUGGCUCAUUUAGUCCAGGCGAUCAAUCGCUUGAGUAGUCGGACACGCCAGUUGAUUCAGGAGCACAACGAGAGAACUGGCCAUUUUGUUCGUGCUUGUGGCGCCUUUGCCUACAUCACCAUUCCGGCCAUUUCGUGUCCAAUGAUUCGAUUCCGGUUGUAUUUGCUGUCGAGCCAAGUGGCCUUGGCCAAUGAAUGCCUCGGACAAGCCGACGCCUGCCUUGAAGGAGCCAUCAAUUUGGUGACUGAAUUCUCACCGACACAGGAGCAAUGGAUCAUGGCCAGUCUGUCCAACCUUCUCUCCACCCUUUUAGUCCAGCCCGACACGCCCGAUCAAAAUCGACUUCACCAUCUACGGCGUUUGUUGCGUAACGCACGGACAUUCUCCAUCAACCACACGAUGCAUCGAUUGCGUUCAACCAUCUACCUCCAAGCGAUUCGUUUACUUUCGGCCUACCUGCAACCCGAUUACAUCUAUCACGUUGCAAACGUGGAAUCCAACGAUCGUUUGUACCUUGGCGACGACGAAUUCCGUUCCGAGGCGGUCGAUUAUUGCAGCCAACUGUUGACGGAACUUUUGAAUGAUAUAAAUCAGCUGGGCAAUGAGAACCAGCACCGAAAACAGGCAAGUCUUUGUUUAGAUUUGUUUUCUUUGUUAAUUGAGUCAGCUGACCUCGAUGCUGAGCCGAGCCUUUCGCAACUUGCCGCCCAGCUUUAUCAUCUUGCCCGGAAGCAUAACCAGUGGGACGCAGAUUACGCCUCGCAGUGGGCCCGUGGCCUCCCCGCUCGCCAGUCAGACUCUUUUCUCUCUGUCUCUCUCCUAGAUCUUUUGAUUCUAUUUUCUCCAUAUCCGUGCGUCCGCUGCUUGUCCGCCAUGAACCGGGUUCCAUCACAGUCCGAGAUAGAUGAAUUACGGACGGCUUUUAUCUUGAUGGAUCAAGAUAGGGAUGGACGAAUAACCGCCUUAGAAGUUCAAAGCAUGCUCCAACAACUGGGCAUCAAUUUACGUGAGGAUAUCGUCCUCAAUUUAGUCCGACAGGCCAGCCAAUCGGGAAGUACUCUGAUGAACGAAACAGAAUUUUUCCAAUGGGUUAAACGGAUCCAAGCUCUUCGCCCGCCGCCGGAACAAACGAGUGGCAGCAGUGCGGAUGAAGAAGCCGGUCUAGAUUUGGUAGCCGCCUUUCGGGUAUUCGAUCGGGAUAAGAAUGGCUUCAUCACUAAAGACGAAUUGAGACUAGCAAUGGAACUCAUUGAUGAGUCCAUGACCGAACAAGGUCUUAACGACCUCAUUAAAAUGGCUGAUGUCGACAAAGACGGACGCAUCAAUUAUGAAGAGUUUGCCAAGAUGCUUUUGUAAAUGUUUGUACCUUUUUAUCUCUUUACAACUAUCCGGUGACGUUUUCAAUAAAUUUCAACAUUGUAAA
Daphnia pulex (common water flea) is the source of this 3508-nucleotide messenger RNA. Its product is annotated as VPS35 endosomal protein-sorting factor-like. Gene Ontology annotation, cellular component: endosome. Gene Ontology annotation, biological process: endocytic recycling. Gene Ontology annotation, molecular function: calcium ion binding. Lineage: Eukaryota; Metazoa; Arthropoda; Branchiopoda; Diplostraca; Daphniidae. The transcript has 21 exons. The record is from RefSeq and is a predicted model, not a curated record. The coding region runs from base 115 to 3441 and encodes 1108 amino acids.